GAGUUUUUCAUUAUGUCUGAUGGAGACUAUGAUUAUCUCAUCAAGUUUUUAGCCUUGGGUGACUCUGGAGUUGGGAAGACCAGCUUACUUUACCAGUACACAGAUGGCAAAUUUAACUCCAAAUUUAUCACAACAGUGGGCAUUGAUUUCAGGGAAAAGAGAGUGGUAUACAGGGCCAACGGGCCAGACGGAGCAGUUGGCAGAGGCCAGAGAAUCCACCUGCAGUUAUGGGACACAGCAGGGCAAGAGAGGUUUCGUAGUCUGAUGACUGCAUUCUUCAGAGAUGCGAUGGGUUUUCUUCUCCUUUUUGAUCUGACCAAUGAACAAAGUUUUCUCAAUGUCCGAAACUGGUUAAGCCAACUCCAAAUGCAUGCAUAUUGUGAAAGCCCAGAUGUAGUGCUCUGUGGUAAUAAAAGUGACCUGGAAGACCAGAGAGUAGUAAAAGAAGAGGAAGCCAGGGAACUUGCUGCAAAAUAUGGAAUCCCAUACUUUGAAACCAGUGCGGCCAAUGGCACCAACAUAAGUAAGGCAAUUGAAAUGCUCCUGGACCUGAUAAUGAAACGAAUGGAACGGUGUGUGGACAAGUCCUGGAUCCCUGAAGGAGUAGUUCGAUCCAAUGGCCACAACUCUGCCGAGCAUUUAAAUGAAAACAAAGAAAAGGGUGGCUGUGGCUGCUAAAAAGUAAAGUGAACUGAGUCAAGUAACCUGUAUAUUCUUAUGUAAUUUAAAAAAUAGUUUCUAUGUGGUACAGUUGCAGCUGAAUGGAUCUCUGUGAGGAAUUAUGAAACCGGAAAGUAGUAUUUCCUAACUGAUUUAACUGACUGCUGCUGGGUAAUUAAAAAAAAUUUAUUCAGCCUGGGAUUUAAUUGAAAAGUGUAUUUAUAAGGCUUAUUCCAUGAUAGUCAUUCAUACAGGGAUCCAGCAUUUUGCAGCAGUAACAGUCAAUAAAACUGCAUGUGUUACCAGAAGAUCCACUAAUACGAUCAUGGAACUUAUCGCUAGAAGGAAUUCUCAGAGGUUUUCCAGUCCUGAAUUUUUUUCACAGCUACUUACAGACACUUGGGGUAGGGACACUGAGUAUGUCCUGUAUGGUGGUAUUAUGAGCAACUAAAAAAAUUAUUUAGGGAAUUCCUGAGACUGUAUUUAUAAAACCAAAAACCAAAACCAAGUAUUCUACUUGUAUGUAAGCUACAGUUGUGAAGCUGAUUUUAAAAAAUCUCCAACUGUACCAUAUAUGAAAUUAUGAAAUAUCAUCUAUGCCACUUGAAUGUUAAAUUAGAGGGCACACACACAUACAUAUACACGUCCAGUUUGUUUCAAGUGUAAGGGGGAGAGUGACCUGGAGAUACUUGCAGAAAUGCAGGGCAAAACUUGCUGCACCUUUGGCCUCUCCAGUAUUGUUCAGUAAUUUGUGUAAUCUUAGCUCUACUGUGAUGGGAGCUGGAAGUAAUUUGCUCAUCCUCACCUUAAACAAACAGCAAGUGGGUCUGAGCUAGUUCUGCUGAGGAGGAAGCAAAGGAGAGAUUUUUUUGGACUUUUACCCCAAUUCCCCCCUGCAGUGAAACCCAGGUUGCUGUUCACCUUACAUACGACUCCUCUAUGUCUCAGUAGGAAUAUGUGCCAGGCUAUGUGACUGGGUUAAAUGGACCAAGAUCCCAAAGCCAAACUUAUUUUAAUAUUUUGGGUAUUCGCCUCAAUGUUAUAUGAGCGGCAAAAUUGGUGCUUCUGGCUCUUCAUUGUGUCUCCACCAUAGAGAACAGUCAGCAUAGUUGUAUUUUAUAGGCCUAAUUCACUUUGGUUGACACAGUUAUAUUUAGCCAGCAUUUUUUUUUGUUUUAUGAUAGCUGGUGCUUGGCACUGAAAUUAUUUGUAAACAAGAAAACAUUUUGAAAAAUUUCUUUCAAAUUUAGGUUAAAUUCCUAACAUUGGUCUGGUUGCCAACUGGUUAUGCUUUAAAUGAGUUAAUUGCCUGUAAACCAAGUAAUCUUCCACUUAAAUCCUGGGCAAUAUGUAGCUGAUGUUUUCAAAUUUCUUUCUUAUUUCUUUACUAGAAGAAUCAAAAGAAUUAAUGUUGAUUUUGCUAUUUUAGUGGAAGGCAUUUUUUUUUUGCUGCUUUUAGAUUCUCAUUUAAUUUUCAAUUCAGUAUAAAAAAUUAUAAUCAAGUUUUGCAGCCUUUUUUUGUCAAUGUCACCAUGCACUGUGCAUCUGGACAUGUAAUUCCAAUACCUUGCCAAAGUGUUUUUAUACCAAAUUUAAAGUGGUUUGCAGGUUCUUUUUAGGCAUUUUCUUAGCUAUUUGUUUACAGAAAUCAAAAUUAUUUCUUUCAGGGGAAUAAUAUUUAUUAAAAAUUUCAAUAAAGAAAUGUAAACUCCUUAGAAAAUCUAGUGGCCAACUAGUCUGUGAUAAUAUUUAAUAUACUUUUAAAUUAAAAAUAAAAUGUAUUACAUAGACCAUGCAAUGUUUGGUUAAAAUUGAGAAAAUCAAAUUAUGAAAAAAAUAAUUACUUUUACAGAAUACCUUUCUGGUGAAUUUUAUAUGCAGUAAAGUGUAGGGCUUGCCUCCUGUCUCUUGCUUUCUAAAGUAUGAUGUACUUUUCUUCCCUGCUAUAAAUAACAUAUAGAUACUAAAUUUUUAUUCUGAUUUGUACCUGAAAUGUCUGAGAGAAUUUCUUUUAGAAGUGGAGAGAGGUGAAGGCUUGUGCAUAUACUGUAUUUUGUAUUGUUAUAAUGUGCAAUUCCAAGGAAUGGGUUCUGAAAUCAGUGGAUCAGGUUCAGUUUACUCAGCAGUGCCUUCUGAAGGUGCUAUGGUAGAGUAAAUGAUGUUAGUAUAAACCAGAAUGCAUAUUGUAAGAUAAUUUGUAUGUUUUAAAAUAGAUAUAUACAUAUGCUAUACUUUCAUGUUGUGUAUGUAACUUGCUGGCACAUGUCUGGGAUUGGUUCAUCUCUCAAGGCAGGUUACAUGUGGUCAUACAUUAAUAUUUAAUUUUAAAGAACUACAUGCACAAUUAGCUGCCCACUCCAUUAGCCUUAAAGGAAAGUUAAGGCUUAAAUCUCAUGCAGUUUUUAAAAAAAGUGUUAUGUGCCCAAACAAGAGCCAAGUUUAGCUACUGAAAUAAAUGAUGUCCAUUUUCUUGGGGAGUCAUUUGUUUAGGUUUGAUAUUAAAGUGCCAUAUUUUUGUCCUACAACAUAUUUUUCUAUUUAUAGUCUUAUAAAAAACGUAAAAUGUAUCUUUAAUGAAACAGCUUUAACCUUGUGUCACUUGUACAUAU
Messenger RNA from Trichosurus vulpecula (common brushtail), 3269 nucleotides. It is a transcript of the gene RAB27A, whose product is annotated as RAB27A, member RAS oncogene family. Gene Ontology annotation, biological process: positive regulation of exocytosis; melanosome transport. Lineage: Eukaryota; Metazoa; Chordata; Mammalia; Diprotodontia; Phalangeridae. The coding region runs from base 13 to 678 and encodes 221 amino acids. Gene Ontology annotation, molecular function: GTPase activity; GTP binding. Gene Ontology annotation, cellular component: secretory granule; melanosome. The record is from RefSeq and is a predicted model, not a curated record. The transcript has 5 exons.